CACCAGCCGGUUCACGCGCGCUUUAUUCACGCGCCAGGCGAAUGUGCCGUAAAGCGAGGCCGACUGCCGGACAAAACGGCGGAUUUAAAUAAGCGGGUUGGGGUUAAAGAAACAAAUAAAGAAAGAACGAGAGAAAGAGAGAGAGAAAGAAGGAAAAAAUCCUUCGGCGGAGAGACGGUGUCCGCUUCCCUGUCUCGCCUGGACCGAGGGGCUAGAGGAGGAGACGGGGGGAUAAGGGGAGGAGGAGGAGGGACAGGAUAAUGAGCUAUUCUUGUACCAGCGCAGGCAGCAGCCAGGACGCACCGAGCUGUAAUAAGAAGUGCGGCGGCGGCGUUAAUCCCGCCAGUCGCAGCGCCACCGGACACGUCGAUCCCAGCCCCGGUCCCAGCCCCAGCCCCAGCGACGGCGACUCGAGCUCGAACCCUGAACCAGAGGAGGCCAUGAAAGUCAAGAAGGGCUGCAACACCACGGACGUGGGAGUCCCCGUCACCACCGAGGAGGAACUGCUUUCCAACACCAUCAUCACCCCGGAGGACGUGCUGGGAUUGCAGAAGAUCACGGAAAACUACUUGUGCAGUCCAGAGGACAACGUAUACAACAUCGACUUCACACGGUUUAAGAUAAGGGACAUGGAGACAGGGACAGUGCUGUUUGAGAUUACAAAGCCUCCAGUAACGGACAAAGGUGGAGAGAAACGAGACAUUGACCCCAGUGCUGGCCGAUUCGUGCGAUACCAGUUCACUCCAGCAUUUCUACGCCUGCGUCAGGUUGGAGCCACUGUCGAGUUCACUGUGGGUGACAUUCCUAUCAAUAACUUCCGCAUGAUUGAGAGGCAUUACUUCCGCGAUCAGCUGCUGAAGAGCUUUGACUUCGAGUUUGGCUUCUGCAUCCCUAGCAGCAAGAACACCUGCGAGCACAUCUACGAAUUCCCGCCACUCUCAGAGGAGAUCAUGCGCGAGAUGAUCCUGCACCCCUACGAGACGCAGUCCGACAGCUUCUACUUUGUGGACAACAAGCUAGUCAUGCAUAACAAAGCAGACUACUCUUACAGCGGAGGUCCUUAAGACGGCAGCUUUGAGGGAGCUGACCUGGAUGGUUUGAUGGUUUGGCUGAACGAAUGCCCAGCCCACAUGCGUCUGUGUGCACCAAUCACGCUCUCCCUGAAUUUGUGUCAUUGACAUGUGGUAAUGCCUGUCUGUGUGAGACAAGUGAUUAGAUGACCAUGACCUUUCACACGUAUAUACAUAUCAUAAAUGUGUUUAAGAUUUUUUUUUCACAAUACACCAGCAAAAAUAAUGUUUAUUUGGUAACUUAAUCCUAAUAUUAGUGAAGAUUCUUUUUUUGGGAGAGGUGGACUUAAAUUCUGUGGUUAUUUAUAUGGCCAAAUAUGGCAAUGGCACUAGGUGGUAAAGGUUAUGAUUAGGGCUAUAUGUUUGACUGCUCCACUGUGUGUGUGUGUGUGUGUGUGUAUGCGCGUGUGUGUGUGAGAGAGAGAGAGAGAAUGUUUUAUGCUGUGAGACUGAAUGCUGAUUGUUUACCAGAGUGUGCAUUUGAGCAUGCAUGGCACUGUUACAUAUCGAUUAAAAAACAUAGAUUCACAGAUUCACUUCUAUCGUAAUUUUCUGAGAGUUAGAUUUAAUAUCUGUAAACUUGUCAAGAAUACAAUAGUAGAGCAUUGCUCCUUCUUCUUCGUCUUCUUCUUCUUCUUCUUGACAUGUUGUAAUUUAUAUGGUGAGAUCAUAUUUGCGUGUCCACUGCACAUCUUUUCAUACGUGAUCACGUUAUGAACACAGAACAUAUUCCCCAAGACAACAUUAUUGCGUUAUUGCAGUAUAACAACUUAUCACCACGAUGGAAACCUCUUCUCAUAUGAUCUCAUAGAAUGUCUGCGCAAUGUUCUUGUUCAUGUCUGCUUUGUGUCAUGAUUUGUCAAUAAGGAAAUGUUCAUAAAGGUAAAAUAGUCAUAUAAAAAGUCUCACAGGACAGACAAGGAGGCAUAAUGUGCGUUACAGGCAUUGACGUCAUUUCCAGUCUGGUUUGUGUGAUCUUUUUUUUUCUCAAACAAAUGGCUUUUUGUUUUGUUUUCUUUAAAGAUUUCUCUCUACUAGGUCUACUGUCAUAGAUAUGAGAAAAAUAGAGAGGGAGAGAGAGAGAGAGAGAGCAUUACUUCAAAUCUCUUUCUCCAUCAAGCAUUCCUUCAAUCACACAUUCCAGUGAGUUCAGUUCCUUUUGGAUGUUCAUGUAUAGAGCAGAAAGUAGAAUUAGCGUUUUAUCACCAGGACGUGUCGUAUCUCUUCUAUGAUUCGUUUGAAAUGUAAACGAAAGUGAAUUUAGGAGAAUUUAAGGAAUCGUGUCUGUUUUUAUUUUAUGCCCUCAAAGGCUCAAAAUGAGUUCUUCAAUAAUGUUUCUAGUUAAAACUUGUAACAGCUUUAUUUAUGAUUGUGAUUUACUGUACAUUUUGAGAAAAAAAAAAAAGUGUAAAGUUUUGGACAGCUCAGAUGAAAGUCUGGAAUUAAAGAAAUAAAUGUAUAUGUGACUUUUUGAAA
Pangasianodon hypophthalmus (striped catfish) is the source of this 2546-nucleotide messenger RNA. It is a transcript of the gene unc119a2, whose product is annotated as unc-119 homolog b (C. elegans). The transcript is spliced from 5 exons. Gene Ontology annotation, biological process: negative regulation of caveolin-mediated endocytosis; negative regulation of clathrin-dependent endocytosis; mitotic cytokinesis. The record is from RefSeq and is a predicted model, not a curated record. NCBI's taxonomy places the organism in Eukaryota, Metazoa, Chordata, Actinopteri, Siluriformes, Pangasiidae. Gene Ontology annotation, cellular component: spindle midzone; centrosome; spindle pole. The coding region runs from base 261 to 1064 and encodes 267 amino acids. Gene Ontology annotation, molecular function: lipid binding.